UUUUUAUAAUUGUUAUUUAUUACUCUUUUUUUUAAGCAAAAACAUAGUUACCACAGAAAUACAGAUAACCUUGUGAUUUAAAGUUUAACUAAGUUGCCUUGUUUUUCUGUGCGGCUCAGUUCAACAGUAUUUACUUCCAACCCUUUGACUGUCAGUCACUGGUUUCCAUGCAUGCUGUUAUAGUCCCAACGUUAUGAAGUAGACCAAAUCCAAACUCUUUCUUCUCUUAUGACCAAAAACUUAAAGUUUGACAAAUACAAUUAUUCUAUAAUUUUACUCAUGGACUCUUAGCAGUAUAACCAAUGGGACUUGCUUGGCGUGACGUAUUUCACGUAUUCCUGUCUGACUGUACUCAGGGAAAAGUGGGCAGAAAUGGGUGGACCUUUGAGUAUAUUAGCCGGUUUAGGCUGUCUUGCGAAUGCAGAAGGUAAGCAGAUAUGUCUUCUAACCGAGUAUUCGACUGCAUAGUCAUCGGAGCCGGUGUCCAGGGUUCCUUCACAGCCUAUCAUCUGGCUAAAGGGAACAAGAAGGCUUUGUUGCUGGAACAGUUUGUCUUGCCUCACUCCAGAGGGAGCUCUCAUGGCCAGACUCGUAUCAUCCGCAAGGCUUAUGAACAGGACUUCUACACCCACAUGAUGGAGGAAUGCUACGAGUUGUGGUCUCAGCUGGAGAAGGAAGCAGGUGUUGAAUUGUACAGAAAAACAGGACUCUUGGUUAUGGGACCAGAGAAGAGUGAGAAUUACCAACAGUUUAAGACUACACUGCAAAAGAAUAAGAUUCCUACAGUGAUCUUGACCCCCGAUAACUUCAGCAAACAUAUUUCUAACGUCCAACUGAAUGAGGGUGAUGGAGCAAUAGUGGAUGUGACAGCUGGUAUCCUGUAUGCUGACCGCGCACUCAAAACUGUACAGGAUCAAUUUCAAAUGUUGGGAGGAAUCAUACGAGACAAAGAGAUGGUAACUGACAUCAAGCCUGGCCCCAUUGUCACAGUGUCAACUACUGCACAUGUUUAUCAAGCUAAAAGUGUGGUGAUCACAGCUGGACCUUGGGCUAAUAGACUGCUCAUACAAACUGGCCUACAGCUGCCACUACAGGUGAUCAAAAUCAAUGUGUGCUACUGGAAGGUGAAAGUCCCUGGAUCAUAUGACUUGAAGAACCACUUUCCUUGCUUCUUACUAACUGAAAGUGAAGAAUCCAAAGAGCACAUCUAUGGCCUCCCAUCCAAUGAGUACCCAGAAAUGAUGAAGAUAUGCUAUCACAUGGGGAGCGAAACUGAUCCAGAUAAUAGAGACCAACAGAAAGACAGGUCAGAUAUUGAUAUUCUCCAGCGUUACAUCGCCCGAUGUCUCCCAGGACUGCAUCCGGAACCUGCUGUGGUGGAGACUUGUAUGUACACGCUGACACCUGACCGGCAUUUUGUUCUUGACUGCCACCCUGCCUACCGCAACAUUGUCAUUGGGGCAGGAUUCUCAGGUCAUGGUUUCAAGUUCGGGCCAAUCAUUGGCAAACUUCUUUGUGAACUCAGCCUGGGAAAAGUGCCCUCUUAUGACCUUUCCCCUUUCCAAAUUAAGCGCUUCCAGGCAAACAUCAAGUCAUCUUUAUAGGGCAACCCCUAUAAAGUGUUAUUUUAGUUUUGAAUCCUCAUGAUUAGCAUCAGCAGUAAUCAAACUACCUGUAUGAUUUCUCAGAUUGUCUGGGUUUCUAAUUGCAGAUGUGGAGAGCAUGUAUCUUGAGUGCAAGUAUAAUGGAGAGUUGAUUUAUUGAACAGCUGUUAAUCACAUUCAAGAUCUCUUAAUAAAAAGUUAAUUUCAUUGUCUUGUGACUUUUUCAUAAGAGUUAUCUAAUGUUACUGUAUCAAUACUGAAAA
Molecule: messenger RNA, 1867 nt
Organism: Menidia menidia (Atlantic silverside)
Lineage: Eukaryota; Metazoa; Chordata; Actinopteri; Atheriniformes; Atherinopsidae
Source: the annotation of a GenBank genome assembly